UCUUACCGCUCUAUUUCACGCUCCUCGAGCGCUCCGUUUCUCCCAGACCGGGAGUGACGUCAGAGUCGACCGGAGCGGCUGGAUCUGCGGAAGACGAGAGUCCAGACAGAGAACCGGUGCGAUUCUGCCUGUUUUGGACUGAAAAGCUCCUAAAACACCACAAACAUUUCUGAAAUGCCCCUAAAAAGUUACUGAAAAGCCCUUGAAAGGCCCCAAGACGCUUCUGAAACAGCCCUAAAACGCUCCUAAAGUUACUUAAACACCCAGAAGAUACUGAAAUGCCCCUUAAACACUCCUAAAAGUCACUAAAAUGCCCUUGAAAGACCCCAGAAAAUACUGAAAAGCUUUUGAAAUGCCCUAAAAACUCUCCUAAACUUACUGACAUACCCCUAAAUUCUCUUAAAGGUUACUGAAAUGCCAUUGAAACACUCCAGAAGAUACUGAAACACCCCAAAACGCUUCUGAAGGUACUAAAACAUCCUUGAAACACACCAGAAGAUACUGAAACACCACAAAAUACUUUUGAAAAACCUUUGAAACACCCAGAAGAACUUCUGAAACACCCUUACAACACUUCUAAAGUUAUUGAAAGUUUCCUGAUAUGUUUUGAAACACUCAUAAAGUUACUAAAACAUUACUGAAACUUUCUUGAAAUGCUCCUAAAGUUCCUGAAACAUUCUUGAAACGCUCCUAAAGUUACCGAAACGUUUCUGAAACUUUCUUGAAAUGCUCCUAAAGUUACUUAAAUGUUCCUUAAACUUUCUUGAAAUGCUCCUAAAGUUACUGAAACGUUCCUGAUAGGUUCUUGAAAUCCUCCUAAAGUUCCUGAAACAUUCUUGAAAUGCUGCUAAACUUACUGAAACGUUUCUGAAACUUUCUUGAAAUGCUCCUAAAGUUCUUGAAACAUUCUUGAGAUGCUCCUAAAAUUCCUGAAACAAUCUUGAAACGCUCCUAAAGUUCCUGAAACAAUUGUGAAACACUUCUAAAGUUCCUGAAAUGCUCCUGAACUGCGAAUGAUCUCACCAUGUGACUCAGGAGUUGUUUUUUGAGUGUAUGAGCACGUUGUCACAGUAUGUCGACCAGCGCCGAGCUGCCGUUGCAUUGCCCGACCUGCGGAGAGGCGUGUGGGUUUGGAGAGCACCUGUCCAGCUUUCACUCCUGCCAGAAGCUCUGUCUGACCCCUCGUCGGAGCUCUGAGGGCGGACUGAUGUCCCUUUACGCCCAGCGAGAGAACGAUCGACCGCCCCUGCAGCUGGAGCUCCUGGAUGCCCUGAGUUUGGCCCGUCCGCUCCGAAAGAUCAUCAUCCAGAGGGACUCGCCAUCGUCUAUGUCUCCAGUGCUGGCGGUCGCCGUGAGCUCCAGAGCCGCAGAAGCGGAGGCAGAUGCCGGACACACCGUGGCCCAGCUGGGAGUGCCGUGGCUGGGCAGGCUGGCGCUGGAGGCCCGGCUUCAGCAGCUGGCGCUGGAGGUGCAGGAGCGCGUGUCGCUCAAACUGGAGGCACUGCAGGAUGAGGUGAAGCGGAGGAGCGCGGAGGUGAGGCGGGCCAGGAGAGAGAGCGAGCGCAUGCACAGAGAGAAGCACCAGGCGGAGGAGCGGGCGGCCGAACUGGAGCGGCAGGUGGACAUUUCCGUGGAGAUGCUGGCCGGCCUCAGAUAUGAGCUGAGAGAGAGAGACGAACAACUGCAGCGCAAGCAACAGGAAGUGUGUGAGCUGGACAGGUUUGUGCGGGACACGGCACUCCAGGAAGCCAGCGCAAAGAUCCGUCUGCAGCGCUUCAUCGAGGACCUGCUGGAGAGAGCGGAGAGAGCCGAGACGCAGCUGCAGAACCUCCAUGAUGAUGUCACUUCCCCUCACAGAUACCUGGCAGGAAGCAGAGCAUCAGGCUACCAGAGGAGUUACAGCGUGUCUGGGAUGAGCAGGAGAUCUUCUCAUGUGUCUGAUUACAGAGCCGCUCAGUACUACAGGUUCGAGCGGAGGCCCCGCACGCUGUCGGUGGGUUCGGGCGGUUGUGAGGGUCACUGGGACGGACGGCAGUAUCAGCACGUGUUGUGUGGAGCCGUUGAGGGGCCCGACAGUGGCUCCCAAUCGCCCUGGAUGAUCCAACACACACACACUGACGCCGAUUCAGACAACUGGUCACUUUACACCACAGAAUCACUGGACGACACACAACACACCGGAUACAGGACCUACAGCCACACAGGUCCAGAUCUGCACUGGUGUGUGAACAGAUCCAGUGAAUCGGCCGUGUGUUCGGAGCGUCUGAGGCUCAAAGCGGCGCUCUUCUGUGUGUUCACUUAUCUGGACACGCGCUCGCUGCUCACCGCCGCUGAGGUGUGUAAGGACUGGCACAGUGUCGCACGUCAUCCUGCUGUUUGGACGAGAAUAACACUGGAAAACGCACGAAUGUCAUCAAAGUUCCUGAUGACUCUGUCUCAGUGGUGCUGUCAGACUCAGUCUCUCGUUCUUCACAACCUCAAACCUCGAUCCCGUGGCAAGAAGGAGAGCAAAGACGAGUACUUGCGCAGCACCAGGGGCGGGCUGGAGGCGGGGCUGGAGGCGGUGCUAAAGGCAGCAGGGCGGAGUCUCAUCUCUCUGAGCGUCUCUCACUGUCCCAACAUUCUGACGGACAGAUCGCUGUGGCUCGUCAGCUGUCACUGCCGCGCGCUGCAGUCGCUCACAUACAGGAGCGCGUCGGAUCCGGCGGGACAGGAGGUGAUCUGGGCUCUGGGAGCGGGAUGCAGGAACAUCACGACGCUGCGCAUCACUCCUCUACAGCCGUGCCUGCAGCCCGGUCGCUUCAGUAACCGCUGCUUGCAGACGAUUGGCCGAUGCUGGCCGAACCUGUGCCGUGCUGGGGUGGGCGGGGCCAGCUGCGGCGCGCAGGGAUUGGCCUCUCUGGCGAGGAACUGUAUGAAUCUGUGUGAGCUGGAGCUGCAUCACAUGAACGAACUGAACCAGGAGGCGGCGGCGGAGAUCUGCAGAGACGGUCUGCAGCAGCUGCACACACUCAGCUUCAUCUCCACACCCGUCACCGCCAAAGCCAUACUGCACUUCAGCAGUGUGUGUGUGAGUCUGAAGUGUGUGCUGGUUCAGUUGAGUAUCUCUGAUUACUUCGAAGACGCCGACAAUGAAGAAGCCAAGAGAUUAUUUGAGGAGAUCAUCAACAACCUACAGGCGUUGAGAAAGCGUCCGGCUCUGAGUGAUGUCCUACAGAUCAGAGUGGAAAAACCCUGAGAAACACGUCUGAUCAGCUCCUGAUUCACUGUGACACACACACAAACACACACACACACACACACACACUUUUAUUGUUUUUAAAUAAAGCAAAUUAUAAGGACCACAGACAUAAACAACAUAAACCUUACAGG
Molecule: messenger RNA, 3372 nt
Organism: Onychostoma macrolepis
Lineage: Eukaryota; Metazoa; Chordata; Actinopteri; Cypriniformes; Cyprinidae
Product: F-box only protein 41
Molecular function (GO): protein binding
Source: RefSeq, a predicted model, not a curated record